AGGGCGGCCGGGACAGGCCGCGGAGCCCGGGGGUGGGGGGAGACGAAGAAGAAGAAGGCGGCCCGGUGCCGGCCGCUAUGGACCAGUGCGUGACGGUGGAGCGGGAGCUGGAGAAGGUGCUGCAGAAGUUCUCGGGCUACGGGCAGCUCUGCGAGCGGAGCCUGGAGGAGCUCAUCCAGUACGCGGGAGGGCUGCGGCGGGAGAUCCUCCAGACCGAGAAUCAAGAUGGAGACUUGUCAGGGACAAUUUCACUUGUUAUGACACAGUGCUGUAAAAGAAUAAAGGACACAGUCCAAAAACUGGCCUCUGAUCACAAAGACAUUCACAGCAGUGUAUCCCGAGUUGGAAAAGCCAUUGAUAAGAAUUUUGACUCUGACAUCAGCAGCGUGGGGAUUGAUGGGUGCUGGCAGGCUGACAGCCAGCGGAUCCUCAACGAGGUGAUGGUGGAGCACUUCUUCCGGCAGGGCAUGUUGGACGUGGCCGAGGAGCUGUGUCAGGAAUCUGGUCUAUCAAUAGAUCAGAGUCAGAAAGAACCAUUCGUGGAAUUAAAUCGAAUAUUGGAAGCAUUAAAAGUUAGAGUUCUGAGACCUGCAUUAGAGUGGGCGGUAUCCAACAGAGAAAUGCUUAUGGCACAGAAUAGUUCACUGGAGUUCAAACUACACAGAUUAUAUUUCAUUAGUUUAUUGAUGGGUGGAACAGCAAAUCAAAGAGAAGCACUUCAGUACGCUAAAAACUUCCAGCCGUUUGCCCUAAACCAUCAGAAAGAUAUUCAGGUUUUGAUGGGCAGCCUGGUGUAUCUGAGGCAAGGCAUAGAGAACUCGCCGUACGUUCAUCUAUUAGAUGCAAAUCAGUGGGCGGACAUCUGUGACAUCUUCACAAGAGAUGCCUGUGCUCUUCUGGGUCUCUCAGUCGAAUCACCACUCAGUGUUAGUUUUUCAGCAGGUUGUGUAGCAUUACCAGCUCUAAUUAAUAUCAAGGCAGUUAUUGAACAAAGGCAGUGCACAGGUGUUUGGAACCAGAAGGAUGAACUACCGAUUGAGGUGGACCUUGGCAAAAAGUGCUGGUACCAUUCAAUAUUUGCUUGUCCCAUUCUCCGUCAGCAAACAACAGAUAAUAAUCCACCUAUGAAAUUAGUCUGUGGUCAUAUUAUAUCAAGAGAUGCUUUGAAUAAAAUGUUUAAUGGCAGCAAAUUAAAAUGCCCCUAUUGUCCGAUGGAGCAGAGUCCUGGAGAUGCCAAACAGAUAUUUUUCUGAAGAAAAGCUCCAUUAUGCGGUUUGUAAGUGACACUCUGCAAUUCAGGUGCAUUUUGGGAGAAUUAAAACACACCUGUUCCAUUUUAUGCAGCAGACUGAGGACUCCUAUGUUUGUAUAAGCUAAUGCUACAGAAACUUUGCCAACAUUUAGUAUAUACAUACCAAGUGGAAAUGCUACAGAAAUAUUAUUACCAUAGGGCUUUACUAUACUCUUGGUCUCCAUAUCUGAUCAAGUUACUACACCAGCAGUUGUCAUUCAAUGCAGGUUUUUGUACUCAAUUAUAUGGUGACUUUUUACUUUUUAAAAGCAGAAAUGGAUCACCCCCAUUUGUUUAAUAUUCCUCCUGCUAUCAUCUAUCAGUAACUGUCACCUUAGAGAAUGUUUGUGGAAGAAGUUUUAUUUCCUGUAAUGUGUACAUAAUUAAAAGUAAAUACUUCAGGAAAAAAAAAAAAAGUUUGAUAAAUUGAAUAGUGGUUAUAAAACUAAUUUGUAUUUUUUUUGCUGAAAGAGCUGUGAUAUAUUCUGAGUUUUUCUUUCAAACAUUUUUUCAACUUUUACAUAGAAUUCAAAGUAAAUGUGCAUAUAUAUAAAAUAUAUAAAUAUAUAGCCCUAAGGGGCUACCUGUUAAAAUCCAUCACUAAUUUAUAAGGGUGAUGUGUGGAUAGAUUACUGCUGGAACAGAGGGAAUAGGAAAUCCUGUUCCUUAGGUUUCAAAUGCUUGUGUAAAAGAAUACUCAAUAAAAGGAAAUUCUGAAGUGGAAAUGCUUUUAGUCGAUGACGUUUGCUCUCUGGCCUUCGUAGUCAUGUUCCUUGGACUUUGUAUUCAGGAUUAGGCUAUAAAUGUCAUGUUGCUGUAUAGGUUAAUAGUCAUUAUAGUGUGCUAUUUAUAAACAGUUAUCAAAACCAAAUAAAUUGUAUAAUUAUUCAUUGUUAAAUGGGGGAAAAGCAUGUUCUGAUGCAGUCUUCUGGUCACGACGCUGCACUUGGCAGAAUUGGGCCCUACGUCACGUAUUAGGAAGUAGCAAGUUUUCUGUAGCUUGAGAACACUUUGCUUCUAGCCUUGUUUUUGUAGUAGACUAUUACUGCCAUUACCACUUUUUCUGCUAAAUUUGUCAUAUUGUUGACUAGGUAAAUUUGUACUCAUGAACAAGGUGUAGAUCAUGGCAGUUCAAUCUUUUUCUAGUGUGCAGAUAUUUGUAUUUAUUGCACUGUCCUAUAGUAGGGCGAGCAGCCAUAAGGCAUGCGAAGCUACGUGUAAAAUUCUAUUCCUGUAUUGUGGAGUAAAACAUCCAAGCUGACACGGUUGAAUUCUGACACACUGGUUGAAUGCCCUAGCACCAUGCACUGCAGAGAAGACCGUCUGUGAGACAUCUCCACCUCUUGAAUCUGUGUGUCACCUGGCUUGAGAGACUGAGUUGGACUCUGUCGGAUCAGUGACAAUGGAUGUCCUGAAAGAGACACGAAGAGCAACAAGUCGAGGCACACAAAUUUGGAGCCUGAAAUGCGUUUGGUUCGUGUGAACAAUGCAGGUGUGUGACUUUCUGCAAAACUUCUGUUGUAUUCACACUGAGUUCCAACCAACCAGGUUACCGAGUGGUAAAACUAACAAUAAACAGGUGAGGAUAUUA
Centrocercus urophasianus (Greater sage-grouse) is the source of this 2882-nucleotide messenger RNA. It is a transcript of the gene RMND5A, whose product is annotated as required for meiotic nuclear division 5 homolog A. Gene Ontology annotation, molecular function: ubiquitin protein ligase activity; protein binding. The coding region runs from base 78 to 1253 and encodes 391 amino acids. Gene Ontology annotation, cellular component: GID complex; nucleus; cytoplasm. The record is from RefSeq and is a predicted model, not a curated record. The transcript is spliced from 9 exons. Gene Ontology annotation, biological process: proteasome-mediated ubiquitin-dependent protein catabolic process. NCBI's taxonomy places the organism in Eukaryota, Metazoa, Chordata, Aves, Galliformes, Phasianidae.